Molecule: messenger RNA, 444 nt
Organism: Lolium perenne
Lineage: Eukaryota; Viridiplantae; Streptophyta; Magnoliopsida; Poales; Poaceae
Source: RefSeq, a predicted model, not a curated record
CUUUAUUCUUCUCGUCAUCAAUAUGGAAAUUGGAGAAGUUGAAGUCUUUGACUCACUAAGCAAAAAAUCGGAAUUAUACGUGUCUUGUUUUUUAAUGCUCAGAAGCGUAUGGCAAACUUUCAUCAAGGAAGAUACGUCCCGUGAAUGGACACCGAAGCUGCGAUGGCGUGCGAAAAAAUGCCCGCAACAACCACAAGGGACCGAUCUCUGUGGAUUCUUCGUUUGCGAGUACAUCCGCAGAAUUGUCAGCGAGAGAACGAAUAAUGAAAGAAAUAAAGAGUUGGCAAGAAAGCGGAACAAGCUCUCAAUCGAUGACCGCUUCAUAGCAAUAGGCGAGGAAUUGGCGGGAUUUUUCCUUCGGGGCGUCAUACCACCAUUCGCAGAGUACCACUAUGAAUGAAGAUGUACAUGUUACAUAUAUAGUUGACUCGAAGAGUACCACUA